AUGAAGAAAGACAGUUUCCAGCAGUUAGAACUAGAGAGGAGAGGACCUUCCAAAAAGACUACUCCCAAAAGGAUUAUCUGUUUUGCUGAUGGAGACAUCAUGAAAGAAUGUAGCAUGGAGGACAAAGAGGAGGAGGAGGAAAAAAAGGAACAGAGAAAGAAUUCAACACUUGACGCUUCCAAACUUUCAUGGGGGCCCUAUCUACGGUUUUGGGCAGGACGAAUAGCUAGUGCCUCAUUUUCUACAUGUGAAUUCUUUGGUACAAGAUUUGCUGUCUUCUUUGGUCUUACUCUACCUAAAUAUCAGUUUGUGUUAAAUGAGUACUAUAGGAUACAAAAUAAAGUAUUGACAAGGGAGGUAGAAAAAAAUGGAUCAAAGACCCAGGCAGCUGAGGUUCCUAAUGAAAAGUGUCACCUGGAAGCUGGGCUGAGAUAUGGGACCAGAUGACAGGACACGGCAGAGGCCAUUCCCCAGUGGAGUGCCUCUUCUGCAGAGGACCUGGUGGCAGUUUCCAGCCCAUAA
Messenger RNA from Cynocephalus volans (Philippine flying lemur), 522 nucleotides. RefSeq names its product family with sequence similarity 177 member B (gene FAM177B). The record is from RefSeq and is a predicted model, not a curated record. Lineage: Eukaryota; Metazoa; Chordata; Mammalia; Dermoptera; Cynocephalidae.